UUGGGGUCAAAAGUGCAACGGCUGAGUGGGUCUAGUAUUUUAGUGUGCAUUGAUUAAAGCAAUGUUUUUUUGAUUAGAAAAUCAUAGCGGCAAAUUAAGAUUAUUUUGGCAAUACUAAUUCGGUUUGUUUUCAUAACAUCUCAUGGCAGUGCACAGUGAACGUGAUAGCAUAAAAAGCUAACAAUGUUGUGACCGAUUCUCCGUCACUGUGGGACUCCACUUUGCAGUGCUUUUAUUAUUGUUUUAUCCGAACUUCAGCCACACUGUCAUUGUCAGUCAUGUUGGACAACACCAUCGGAAACUGAAGUUGAAAACUAUUCCAUUCACUCAUCAUUGAGAAGAUGAAUGUUACAAGCUACCUGCAGCAGCGUGAGAUGGGCGUUUCCACGCGCAAUGACUUCCAGGCCAAAGACGCACUCAUUGCCCUGCUGGAGGAGCAGGCCGCCACACCCAUCACAAACCAGGCAUGUAAGUUACAGGGCCAGCCAAGAGCAACGUUUUUGAUGGAUUUUAGUCUGGAUGGAACCCAGGUUGCGUCCACCCAUGGUGACCACACAGUGCGUGUGAGUAACACAGUGACGGGUAAGUGCACGCACGUUCUGACCGGCCACCCCCGCACACCGUGGUGUGUGGGCUUCCACCCCUCGUACAACGACAUCCUCGCUUCCGGCUGUCUCGGCGGAGAAGUUCGCAUCUGGGAUUUAUUGGGUGGAGGGAGUGAGGUGUGGCAUUCUCCAAGCAAUGGGGUGAUUGCGUCUCUGUCAUUCCAUCCCAUGGACCACGUCCUCGUGUUUGCCACAGGAAACACAAUUUACUUCUGGGACUGGAGUCGACCAGAGCCAUUUGCGUUCAGCAAAACCAGUUACGAUUUUGAAAGAAUCAGAUGGGUUCGUUUUGAUCCACUGGGCCAUUUCUUGUAUACUGGAAUAGCAAACAACACGACAGUUCACCGUCAAGAACCCUCAAACAUCGUCCAUAUCAAUGAGAGCCAAGGACAUCGUCCAAACAGGAUGCAGCAAUUUGCUAACCGAAGGCGUUAUCAGCAGGUAAUUCAGCAUUUCCAUGACUACCAAGAAGAAAGAGGUAGAAGUUCAUCAACGACGAGACCUGAGAGUACAAUUUCUGAGUCGAGUGAGAACCAGCUUGAAGACCCCCCGCCAUCUCCAGUGCAUGAGGAAAGCCUCGACUACGCACGACAGUACGCACACCACGUGACCAACAUGUCGAACCAGUCCGCCCAGCAGGCGAGACCGUUUGUACCAUCAGCGUCCCAGCCCGCGCUGCACCGGCCCCCGCACGUACAGGGCCCUCUGACGUUCAACUGUCCUCGGUCGGCCAGGUGGAAUUCACUGCCUCGGGGCACGUGGAGUCCACCCCCACAGGAGGCAGCGGUGGACGAAGACGACAGUAUCGCAGGAGAGGAAUUGUCCAUACCCGAACCAAGUCUGAACAGCGUGGGCGGCAACAACAGAACAGAUGUUCCUUCGUCGGGUUCGGGAAGGGUGUCGCUGUUUAAUCCUCGUCCUCUGAUGACUGCCCGAUCAAUGAGGACUGUCGGGCCCCUCACUUCACAAUUCUUCACAAACAUUCGGUCGAGGAUUUCAGAGUCGCGUGAUUCGAGGAAUGUGCCUCCUUCCACCACCAGUUCUGGUAUUCACUGGAUCAGCUCCAUUCACCGAAGUGACAAUUCAAACAGGUGUCCCCAAGUUGGUGCAUCAGGACCUCAAAGUGCUACAGUGGGAAGUGACAGUUCACUGCGAUCAGUGGCUGGCUCUAAUGUGACUGGGUCUCAAGAGAGACAUAAUUUAGCUCUGUCAGACUCUAGUGGGAUUACAGAUAAUCGGCAAAAUGUACUUCCACUGACAUCGGGGACUGGUGCAUUAGGUCGUCCUCAAAACACGAUCGUCACAAGACUGUUGAACCUUCGUUCGCAGUGUCGGAACAGUUCAUCAUCAUCCUCCUCCACCUGUACGUCAGUCUCACAGAGACCACACUUCAGUUUGGGCUCACACGCCCCGAUUCGACCGCGACCACAUGAGAGUGCUUUCCGGGAAGUUCCGCCGUCGAACACAGCCAGACAUUCAUGUUCCACCCAUUCCACGGAGUCUGCCUCUGUCCACACCUCAUGCGAGAUGUGCCGCACGUUCAAUCUCCGACUGCUGGACAGCUGGUCCUCCACCUCAACGACGCCAACCACGUCCAACAGCGGCAUCCGCGUGAGCUGGGCCGCCAACACUGUGUCCUCAUGCAGCAGCAGGCCACACAUUCUCAGCAGCCGGCCGUACAUGUUCUCACGACACCGGCGCCUCCUGGCGCUCAACCAGGCCCGCGACAACCCGUACCCACGGACCAGCUGGACCAGGACAUCGGAUGGCACCAGCCAAACAUCGGGGGCCAUGGUGCUGCCCUCAUGUGCAGACCAAGGUACAGAUGUAGCAGGUCUCUCAGAGCCCGUCGUUAUUCCAGUGCUGAGUGACACCGAUACCGUUGACAGUGUACAGAUAGAUGAAGCUGACGUUUCUGAUUCCCCUGUUGCUAGGACAGCCGACUCAGACUUGCAACUGCCAUGUGGGACUGCUCCGAGCGAAACGCCGGAAACAUGUGUGACAGUUUGUAACACAGACAGUUCUUCAUCUCUGCAGACGAGGAGCGAAAGUCUGACCAACCUGACCAUGAGGCUGGAGCGCCAGGUGAGCGAGCUGGACCGCAGGAUCUCGGUGCUGAGGGAGAACUUCACGGAACGCCUGCGUGCACUGCACCAGGACCGGGAGAGGAUCCUCAGCCAGAUCUUCCAGCCCCCACAGCCCCAGCUCCCGCCCACGUCUGGUCAGCCAUCACAGCACGUGCCGCUGAUAACAAUCACCAGGCCUCAGGAUCACGGCAAUUUCUCACACACACACACCGCCUACGACAACUCAACAAAUUCGAAUAAUCAAAAUGUGCAAAAUCCUCAUCUGUUGGAAAUGUUUCUUCGCGGUGACGGACGUCCACCGGUACCGUGCAGUAUUUCAAGACACAGAUCUCGGCCGUCUCGGGUUGAGCCUCAUGAAGAAAGAAGCUGGCACGCCCUGCAACAGCGCCACCUACAUCCGCACUACUCCGUGAGCAUCCUCGACGAAACCAUCAACCGGCCAAACGACGCAUUGCAGGCCGCCAUCAACCGAGCUAUUGCCGGUGCCUUCAUGGGGACGGGAGAACCGGCAGUGGCGAGUAACAUCAUCCCACAGACUCACCGAAUCCAGCGAUGGGACUUCACGCGCUGCGAGAUCCCAGACAUCACUCACGCCAAACAGAACAUCGUGGUCUCACACUGCAAGCUGCACAACGAUGCCAGCUGUGACAUCUCCCAAGACGGGUCAUUCCUGGCCACCUUCGUUCCUAGUCACAGAGGAUUUCCAGAUGACAACAUUCUGGCCGUUUUCUCACUGCACUCAGAAUCAUUUGGACAGUGUCUGUUCACAAAAAGUUUUGGCCCUAAUGCUAUAUCUGUGAGUCUGUCCCCUCACAAUCAGUGUGUGAUGGUCGGACUCGCAUCCAAGAGGCUGUCAUGGGUGUUCACAUCAAACCAGCUUGUUGCUCAAGUAUACAAAUUGGCCGAGAAGAAUGCUGGAGAAAACUCUAUGAAGCAUCUGUGUGACGUUUUCCACCCCUGUGACACGGACGUCCGGACGCACGUGAGCAUCAACUCGGCUCGCUGGUUACGUGGGCCAGGCGAAGGACUCGUCUAUGGCACUAACCGAGGUGACCUGCAUAUCUGCCGACCAGGGUCGUCAGUCCGUCGAAAUCUGAUGACCCGCGUGGAUAGCAGGAGUACAAUUGCAACACAGACGAUUAGUCGGGGUAUACGUCGAACCACAGAGACACAGACAGAUCGACAGACGGAUGACACGAGGGAAAACGAGAUCAUGGUUUGAUGUCGGUGAACGAAUAAACAAAACGGUGAAAGUAAAGAAUUUCAAAAGAUAAAAAAUGCCUUUCUUGAGUGACACAAUUCUCUACUCCUAGUCCUGAUUAUUUACAUAUCAAAUGGGAUAUAUUCGAGAGUUUGUAUUUAAGCAGUCAUUGUAUAAUUCAUACGUUAAGUUCACUUGUAACACUAGCUGGGGAUCAUCAGUUAGUUCCCUGUCGGUCCAACCGGAGGGGACUAUAGGUUUCAUCUCUGUCCUUCUGUCUAUCUGUCUGUCCCAUAUGUAGUUUUCCAGGCAUUUUUUUUCCCACAAUGCCUCAGGAUAUUGAUCUGAUAUUUUCAUAUAGCUCUAUCAUGUAGUUACAAAUCAAGUUUGACUUUCAUGACAAUUUAACAAUUUUUGACACAGUAAUGGCCCUUUAACUUAAAAGAUAUGAAAGUUUGUUUUACAGACAUUUUCUUGUGUGUUCUGUUACAUGUACUGUUACAGAUCAAAUGUAACUUCAUGGCGAUUUACCCUUUUUUCACAGUUAUGGCUCUUGAAGUUAAGAAAAUUUGUUGAGCCUGGUUGGGGACAUGUAUUGCUUUAGCAGUACUUUGAGGUCAGAAUGCAGCCCAGUGGUAAAGCCCUCACUAGAUGCGUGGUUGGUCUAGAAUCAAUCCCCGUCUUUGGGCCCACUGGGCUAUUUCUUG
Molecule: messenger RNA, 4600 nt
Organism: Gigantopelta aegis
Lineage: Eukaryota; Metazoa; Mollusca; Gastropoda; Neomphalida; Peltospiridae
Product: activating molecule in BECN1-regulated autophagy protein 1-like
Exons: 16
Coding region: 342-3914 (1190 amino acids)
Biological process (GO): autophagy
Cellular component (GO): intracellular membrane-bounded organelle
Molecular function (GO): protein binding
Source: RefSeq, a predicted model, not a curated record